Molecule: messenger RNA, 2056 nt
Organism: Rhea pennata
Lineage: Eukaryota; Metazoa; Chordata; Aves; Rheiformes; Rheidae
Gene: LRR1
Product: leucine rich repeat protein 1
Exons: 4
Coding region: 36-1304 (422 amino acids)
Biological process (GO): signal transduction
Molecular function (GO): protein binding
Source: RefSeq, a predicted model, not a curated record
GCCGCCGCCGCCGCCGCGCGCGCGGGCCGUUGGCGAUGCGGCUGCAGUGCGAGGUGGAGGUGGUGAGCCGGCUGCUGCCCAGCUGCGGGCUGCGGGGCCGCGGCCGCGGCACUCGGGCGCUCCUCUCGCUGGGCCGCCAGCCCGGCCGGGCGCGGGGCGGCGGCGGCGGCAGCGUUUACCUCAUGGUGUGCACGGCGCGGGACCGGGCCGGCGCGCGAUACAAGGUGCAGGAGAACAUCGAGCGGUUCUUCACGCGGUUCGUGGAGGAGGGCAAGGCCACCGUGCGCCUGCGGGAGCCCGCCGUGGACGUCUGUCUGAGCAAGGCAAAUGCCAGCAAUUUAAAGAAUUUCCUUUCAGCUGUGAGACUGGCUCACCAAGGUACUGACAUUGGAGCGCUCCCCCUGUCAGCUCUGGUACCAGCGAAGACCUCAGAAGUUGAAAAACCUAAAACAAAGAUGAUCAUAACAUCGAGAAGGGACUAUCCUCUCACCAAAAACUUUCCUUAUUCCCUAGAACAUCUCCAAGCCUCAUACUGCAAGCUUGCUCGAAUUGACACACGUGUACUUUGUUUAAAGAAACUCAGAAAACUAGACUUGAGUCAUAAUCAUAUUAAGCAAUUGCCAGCUACUAUUGGUGACCUGAUCUGUCUUCAGGAGCUUAAUUUACACAACAAUCACCUGGAGUCAUUCAGUGUUGCUCUGUGCAACUCCACCCUUCAGAAAUCUCUUCAGUUCUUGGACCUCAGCCAAAACAAAAUUAAAGCACUUCCAAUUCAGUUUUGCCAGCUGCAAGAACUUGUUAAUUUAAAGCUUGAUGACAAUGAGUUGAUUAGGUUGCCAUUCAAGAUGGGCCAGUUACGUCACCUACGCUUCCUUUCAGCUGCUCGAAACAAACUUCCUUUUUUGCCCAGUGACUUUAGGAAACUCUCUCUUGAGAACCUGGAUCUCUUUGGAAAUCCUUUUGAACAGUCUAAUCCACUUGUUCCCAGCAUACAACUGAAAAUACCAUUGACUUUAUUAGAAUGUGCUGCAAGGGCAACUGUAAAUUACAGAAUCCCUUAUGGUUGUCAUCUCCUUCCUUCUCACCUUUGUGAAGAUCUGCAAGUGGCUAAAACAUGCCAGUGUGGAAGUGCCUGUCUAAGCAGCUUCAUUCAAAUCACAAUGACCAUGAAUCUGCAUCACGUAGCUCACACUGUGGUCCUUGUGGAUAACAUGGGAGGUACAGAAGCACCCAUAAUCUGCUACUUCUGUUCUCUAGACUGCUAUUCCCAGUUCUUAGACAGGUACCUGCAAGGUAAUGGGUGACCACUAACAAGUGCAAAAGCUCUACUGGAAGUUCUGUCCAGUGAUGGAGUCUGAAAUCAUUUUGUGUUUUGUUACCUACCUGUGCUAUUGUGAAACAGAGAGCUGUCAUAGAGCAUUUGCUACCGAUAGCAAAUGUCAGUCUUAACAGUGGGGAGGUAUUGUGAGCCUGAUGUGAUGGUCUGACUGUUUCUCUAUAACUAGUAUCUUGUUGGAAUAAAAAAUGGUUCUUAGCUAGAAUGAAUCUUCCUUAGAAUUUAUUUUGCUUUCUUUUUCCUAUAACUAUGACUUUGUUCAAAGGAUCAUGACAGUUUUCUUUGUUUUAUGGAGCAAGUGGUUUCUCCUUCCCAAAAGGAAGGUGGGUGAAUUUUUAUUUCCUAGCAUAGAUCAUACUUCCUUGCUUACUAUUCACUUGAAGCUAUGAACUCUGCCUACAGAAGAGGAUUACAUUGACUUUAUCACUGGACUGGAAUCUUCCCAGGUUGUUCUACUCUACAGCAACUUGGUAGGCUGCUCUGAGAAGAAAUUACGGUGUCAGUAGUUCAAAACUGGCCAUGCUAUUCAGGUGCUCUUUUUUUAAGUUGUGUAUAACAUUUCCCUUCAAGCAGGGCCAGCAUUGUUUUUGUUUUGUAUCUCUCUGUUAUAUGAGAAUUAUCUUUUCUAAAUAUGUGGUCUGAACUUUGUUUCUGAACUCACAUUUUAAAGAUUCUUGAAUUAUUCACUGCGUCAGUUUAUUAAAUUUUGAAACCCUUAAA